AGCAGAUCCAUUAGGCAUACAAGUAACUCCCUGGGGAAGUGCUGUUCUGUACCCUUUUUAGAACUUGAUGAAUUAGGAUGUUGCCAAUUUUCGUAUUUAUUUCUACAUUUCAACGUAAAAUGAGAUCCGAUGCUUCUUCAAACUACUUGAGAAAAUAGAAAGAUUUUUGUUGGCUAAGACGUAUAGAGAAGGAUUUUCAUAGCUAAACUGGAAUGAAGAUAUUCCAAGUUUUGGAGCAACACAGCUCGUGAAGGCAUAAGAAAGUAACUAACUGCAGCGUGCACGGUUGCUGCUGCCAUGUUGCCCACAUAACUCGUCCCACGCGUUAGCAACGUUAACCACAAAAUAAAAAUGGAACCCAACAUAUAUAUAUAGGAAGUGUUUAUAUAUCAAAAGAAAAAUAUAAAUAAUGAAAACAAAAAAGUUAAUAACAGCAGAAAAUGGAAGUCGGAUAAUCCAACUUAGUGGCUCUUAACUCUUCAAGUGUGGGUCACGCAUAAGCCUCCAAAAAAAACCAACCUCUCCCCCACCCCAACUCUCAGAUUAUAUGAUACAGAACAUUCUGCCUCCAUUAUCUUCCUCCACGUAAAAUAAUGCAGGGUCUUUGAAAUAUCCGACUCCUGAUAUCUCACUACUUUCUUCUCCAAUUCACAGAACACCAUCAGAAGAAGCUCAGCCUUUUCCACUCUCAGGGUCUUGAAUUCUGGUAAAACAAUAAAUGCUCAGGUUGAAUGUCUAUUGUUCUCUCUUUCCAAAUCCAACAAAACCAAAAACUGGGGCUGGCUGCAGCUCAUGGAUAAUUCACUGUAACCGAAACCAAUUUCUGUCUGCAAGGGUGACCAUUAGAGCCCUCAAAGAUGAAAGAAAUGGAGGCACAAGUGGAUUACCUGGUCGUAAUUGGGACCCCGGAUUGGAAAUUGAGGUGCCUUAUGAACAAAGACCGGUGAAUGAGUACUCAUCACUUAAAGAUUCUUCUUUAUAUUCAUGGGCUGAAUUGGGCCCGGGAUCCUUUUUUCUUCGUCUUGGAGGUCUUUGGUUAGUCACUUUCACCACUCUAGGGGUGCCAAUUGCAGCUGCAAGCUUCAGUCCAGAAAAGGAUCCUCUGCGUUUUGUCUUGGCGGCUGGCACAGGAACUCUCUUUCUUGUUUCACUAAUUGUCUUGAGAAUUUAUCUGGGCUGGAGUUACGUUGGUGACAGACUUCUCUCAGCAGUCAUACCUUAUGAAGAAACUGGAUGGUACGAUGGACAAAUGUGGGUAAAACCACCAGAGAUUCUGGCUCGUGAUAGAUUGCUCGGUUCUUAUAAGGUUAAACCAGUCAUCCAGUUGCUGAAACAGACUCUAGUUGGGACAGGAGUUUUACUUGUUGCAGCCGUUUUUCUAUUUGUUUUUGCUACACCAGUCGAGGAUUUCAUUCAAAGCACCUUUUCCAAGGAGGACCCAUCUAAAGUUUCAGAUUCAAAAAUGGCAGCCAAGUUCAACAUAAGGAAAGAAGAACUUUUACGCUUGCCAGUAGAAGUGAAGUCUGAUGAUGACCUAGCAGCUGCUGCAGCUGAAGCAGCUGAUGGAAGGCCAGUUUACUGCAGAGACAGGUUUUAUCGAGCAUUAGCAGGAGGGCAAUACUGCAAGUGGGAAGACCUGAUCAAAUGA
Molecule: messenger RNA, 1648 nt
Organism: Oldenlandia corymbosa var. corymbosa
Lineage: Eukaryota; Viridiplantae; Streptophyta; Magnoliopsida; Gentianales; Rubiaceae
Source: the annotation of a GenBank genome assembly